Messenger RNA from Seminavis robusta, 660 nucleotides. The record is from the annotation of a GenBank genome assembly. Lineage: Eukaryota; Bacillariophyta; Bacillariophyceae; Naviculales; Naviculaceae.
AUGGGCAAAGGUGUUCGGCAGAGAGCCACGACGAUAUUGACGAUCUGGGUCAAGCAGAUGUGGGGAAACAAAUUCGACCUAGCCGAACAAGCGACUGCAAAUGCAAGUCCGAAGAAACCACAGGCCAAGCCACGAACCAACGACCCUCUUGCAUUGGCAAGGGAAGCCAAACGAAGGAGAAUCGAGGAUACUCCUGUGGAAGAAGGAGUUGACCAAUCCAGAAGCAAUCGACAAAUGGUUAGGCGAAGACUUCAACUUGUUGGAUGCUCUUCGGGCUCAGAAGCGGAAGCUAUCGGUAAAGAUGUUCUCUCUACACUUGGCAAUGAAGAACAUUGCUGGUUGGACAACAUUGAAGUGGUGAAAAUCUACUUUGACUUACAAGAAUGGUGGGAGACAACUGGCAAAACCAACCACCCAAUCAUUUAUGAAAUUGCUGUGCGCAUCUUUGCAAUGCCAGAUAGCAACGGCUUCCAAGAAAGAGUUUUCAGUUCUUGUACAUGGUUUGAUGGAAAACUCAGCAAUGGACAGAAGGUUGACAUGACAUUCCAAAUGCGCCUUCUUUGCUACAAGAACAGUGCAUCAUCCAGAACUACAAGCAAUGCCUCAAUGAUGCAAGAAAGGAAUGGGCUAAGAAUAGGACCAAGGCUCUCCUCAAGCUAA